Podarcis raffonei (Aeolian wall lizard) is the source of this 5199-nucleotide messenger RNA. RefSeq names its product SR-related CTD associated factor 11 (gene SCAF11). Gene Ontology annotation, molecular function: RNA binding. Gene Ontology annotation, biological process: spliceosomal complex assembly. The coding region runs from base 128 to 4603 and encodes 1491 amino acids. Lineage: Eukaryota; Metazoa; Chordata; Lepidosauria; Squamata; Lacertidae. The record is from RefSeq and is a predicted model, not a curated record. The transcript has 15 exons.
AGGCGCCGAAAGGCCCAGAGCCUCCAUGUUGGCUCCGCAGUAGCCGGAGCCCCUUGACCGCGCGACCUGCUCCUCCGUCCAAGCCGCUCGCUCCGAGGCGCCGCCAGGUUGUAUUUCCUAAGCAGAAAUGAAGAAUAAAAAGCAAUGUAUACAAAAUGCUGAAGAUGAAAAGCAUGAAGACACAGAAGGUGAAGAGAAAGAAGAAAACUGCUCCUGUUCUUCUAGCUUUCUGUCUGAUGAAGAUGACAGGUGUCCAAUCUGUCUAAACUGCCUGGCAGAGCAGGAGGUUGGUUUUCCUGAAAACUGCAGUCACAUCUUCUGCAUGACCUGCAUCCUUAAAUGGGCCGAAACCAGAGCGUCAUGCCCAGUUGACCGCAAACAGUUCCAAGCUGUAUAUAAACUAAAUGCGUUAGAAGACUGCAUAAAGGUUCAAAUAAAGGAACAAGUAAGCAAAAAAGAUGACCUACUUAGCUGUAAUGAGGGCAAGUAUUGCCCUGCAAAUAUGAAAAACUGUACAAGAAAACAUGAAAAUGCAGGGAAAGUGCAUUUAACAGCAAUCUCCUGUAAAGGCUGGAACCAAAAACACAGUUCUUCAAACAAAGAAGAAGAUAAAAGUUCUAUUUCUAUGAAGAAAAAUAAGCCCAGAAGACAAACCUGCUCAAGCAGAUUUCUCAGAAGUAACUUCUGUGGUAGAUUUUCUUCUAAUAGUAGCUUCAAUGGAGAAUCUCCUAAUUACCAAAAUGAAUGUAUAGAGAUCAGCAAAAUUGACACAAUGAUCGGGCAUAAGAGAAGAGAGCUGGAGUUGUCAUGUUCUGUACUAGCUAGUAUGGCAAGAGUACCUUCCAUGGGCUGUGAAACAGAGAUGACAACCUGCUGUCUGGUUUCCACUGCUGUAGUGGGAACUCUUUUUUUGAGAAGUUCUUCGCCUUUGGAAAACUUUGAGUCUUCAGAAAAGGGGCAUGUUGUUACAUAUGUCCAGGAAGGAGAAGAGAAAAAACAAACUUCUGGUGCAGCUGGCACAAGAGGAACAAGAAGGAAGGUUUCAGAUACUACACCUAGAAGAAGAUCUGCCCGGAAUGCUAAAACUGAAACCUCGAGUCAGUCUCAGAGUUCACCAAAAUCCAGCAAUUCCGGAUGUGAGGCCAGUGGGGAUGGUAGCUCAUUUAUGAAUGCUGCUUCUGCAGAAUCUGAGAAACUACCUCCAAAGCGGAAGGCUAAAAGAGGAGCUAAGCAGAAGGAACCUGUGGUUAAAAAGAAGCUCAGAAGUUCUGGACGUUAUGGAAAACCAUCUAGUGACCUAUUAGACGAUGAAUCUGAGACAGAGGUAACAACAGUACUAGAUAAAAGCAAUCUAUCCGACAGUGAAAAUACUGCCACUGAGCUGAGUCACAAAAAUGAUGUAGAAACAGAGUCUGCUAAUGGCUUGGAAAAUUCCAAGGACUGUGUGACAUGUCAGGAAGAUCCUACAGGAGAUGCUGGUGAAGGGCAGGCUACUUUAGACACUGGUUCCUGUGUUCAAGAUCCUCCUUUGCUCACCGUAGAGGGAGACACUGAAAAAUGUGAAGUAAAGGAAGACACUGAGUUUGAAAAUAAUGGAUGUCCUGCUGCUGAAGAAGUAGAUAAAAUUUAUAGUGCUUCUAGAGAAGAUGCCUGCAAUGAUACAGGAACACUUACUCAUGAGCCUCAGGAAUUAGGCAGUCCUAUGAAUGAAUUGCCGGAGAAAUUGGAACCCAUGGCAACAGCAGAUCAGCCUUUGGACAGUCCCGGGAAUGAAAUCCUGGAGAAAGUCGAAAGUGUGGCAAUAUCAGAUGAUAUGUUGGCUGAUCCUGAAAAUGAGUUGCUAGGUGCAACCGAAUCUGUGGCAAUAGAAGAUGAGCCAGCGCCUGAUUCUAGAAAUGAAUUCCUGGGAGACCUUGAACCUUUGUCUGUAGCAGAUGAGCCUGUGCCUAGUCCAAGAAAUGAAUUGUUUGGCGAGUCAGAAUCUGUAGCAAUAGUAGAUGAGAUGUUGGAGAGGCAUGAAAAGGAAAUGCCCGAGAAGACAUUAGCUCCUCAUUCUUCUGAGGAUAAAUCACCAGAAGAAAUGGGAUUUGAGGCAGUAGUCAAGGAGCCAUUGGAAAAUACCACAAGCACGUUACAGCAGCUUCCAGUGCCAUUGGAAAUGGAAGGUAUGAACACUGUCGAAAAAGAAGUUUGUGUACCCACAGAGAAUGAAAAAGAUAAUGAUUUAUUAAUUACAAUUUCUUCAGAGAAUACAUUCAAUCAGAUUUUAGAAGAGGCUAGAGAAGAUUCUAGAACCAGUUCAUCACCUAAGUUGGAAGACCUUAAACAUUUUAGCGAAGACAAUAAUGAGAUAGUAGCUAUGGAGUGUGACUCAUUUAGCAGUGAUCAGAAUGAAUCUCGGAUAGACCAGCCACUAAUGAGUGGUAGUGUAGAGCAAGAGGCAACCUCCUUUUCCCAUGAAACUGAAAACUCAGUAUCCCUUUCGAGCUCUUCUGACAAGAAGGAAGAAACAGAAUCCUCCGCAGAACUUAAAAAAGAUAAAAAGACUAGGACUAGAAGAUCAAGAUUUCAUUCUCCAUCAACAACUUGGUCACCAGCCAAAAGAGAGGGGAAAAGAUCUCAGUCUCCAUCUCCCAAGAGGGAGAUUGUGGCUGAAAGCAGGAUGUCUCGAUCUCCUAAAAGGGAUGUUUCCAAAGACGGGCGAAGAUCUCUAUCACAGUCUCCGAAACGAGAUCCUCCAAGAGAAGAGAAGAGAUCCCCAUCCUGUUCUCCUAAAAGAGAAACUCUGAAGGAAGGGAAAAGAUCUAUGUCCCAGUCUCCAAAGAGGGAUCUUACGAGAGAAGGGAAGAGGUCACCGUCGUCUUCUCCAAAAAGGGAUUCUCUCAGGGAAGGAAGGCGAUCUUCUCGGACACGAGCUAAGGAAUCCUCUCCAAGGCACAAAUGCCGAUCUCAAAGUAGGGAUAGAGAUAGUGAAAAAGAUGGGCAAAGACGAGAUCAUGAAAGAGAGAAGAGUAGGAGGAGAUGGUCACAAUCACGAUCAAGGUCUCGAUCUAGGUCAAGAUCAAGGACAAGAAGCAAAGGCCCUUCAUUCCCUAGAAAUGAGAGGGAUGGCUAUUCACCUCCCAGGUGGAAAGAACGGUGGACAAAUGAUAGCUGGAGAAGUCCCAGAGGAAAUGACAGAUAUAAAAGAAAUGAGCAAGAGAAGCAGACAGAGGGUAUGAAAAGAGAGAGGGACAGUUCAAGCAAAGAUGCCGACAAGCAAUCUUAUUCUGACCAGUAUAGGAAAGAUUAUCCAGACUGGGUUAUGGAAAGGAUAAAUUCUGUUCCCGAAACAAGGAACAGAGAGAGGGACAAUUUUAAAAAUCAACCUUGGGAUGAAAAUAGGCAAAAUGAUUCAGGGCCUCCAUGGAACAGAAGCUUUGGAUCAGGUUGGAAUUCAAAUCGCAGCAGAGGUGGCCGUGGCAGAGGUGGCCGUGGCAGAGGUGGCUUUACAUAUGGAGACCAGAGUGAAAACCGCUGGCAAACUAAGAAGCCACACUCGGGGAAUGCAAAUAGUUCCGGAAUUGAAAGUUCAAGGUUUCCAGAGCACCAACCAUACAAACGUAAGAUGGAGCAAGACUUCUCUUUCGAUACACCUGCUGAUAGGUCUGGGUGGACUUCUGCAUCAAGCUGGGCUGUGAGGAAGACUUUACCAGCAGACGUACAGAAUUAUUAUUCCAGAAGAGGAAGAAAUUCGUCAAGCCCACAAUCUGCGUGGACAAAGCCAGAAGAAGUAGCACCUGAGCAAGAUCCAAACUUCAAAGACCAAGCCAGCCAACAAGGCGAAAGUUCUCAACUACCCAUAAAUGUGCUGCAGCCACAGAUGAAUGUAAUGACACCCGUAAAUACGCAACAUCAGUCGAUGAAUAUCUUCCCAUAUCCAAUGAGUGUUCCUGGUCCUAUUGUGAACAUUCAGCACAAUCCAUUUAGCCUUCCUCCACCGGUGCCCAUGCAUCUUCAUACAGGAGUGCCUCUUGUGCAGGUAGCAGCUUCAGCCAAUGUGUCUCAGGGACCACCUCCACCACCACCACCUCCACCACCAUCCCAGCAAGUUAACUAUGUUGCUUCCCAACUGGAUGGAAAGCCAAUGCAGGCUAUUCCUAGUACUUCCCAUGUUGCCAACAACAUGAGUACAACCCUCUUGCCUGCUCCAACAGCAGCUGCUCUGGGAAGUGUGGAAACGGUUCAGGGACCAAGUUCUGGUAAUGCAACAUCGUCAAGUAACAUCAAAUCCUCUAAUGCUGCUGUAAAAUUGGCUGAAAGCAAAGUAAGUGUAACGGUGGAAGCCAGCGCAGAUAGCUCGAAGAAAGACCAGAAACUGCAAAUUCAAGAAAGAGCUGCGCAAGAAGUGAAGCUGGCUAUUAAGCCUUUCUAUCAAAAUAAAGAUAUUACUAAAGAAGAAUAUAAAGAAAUUGUGAGAAAAGCUGUAGAUAAAGUCUGUCAUAGCAAGAGUGGGGAAGUUAAUUCUGCAAAAGUGGCUAAUUUGGUAAAAGCUUAUGUGGACAAAUACAAACAUUCGCGGAAGAAAAAUCCAGACGAGGCAGUUUUUGCGGAAAGGAAAUGAGCGCAGGCUGGAAUAUGCCAUCGAAAUGUCUGUAAAGUGCAAUUUUGACAUGGACUAUUAACUAAAAAUAGUGGGUUGAAAUAUGAUUUUGAUAAAAUUAUUUUUCGAUAUAGUGUAUAAUGUUUUGUUAUAAAUAAAUAUAGAUCAAUGCUGCAACUUCUUUAUCCUUUUUGGAAAGGAUAUGUAAAGAGAAACUAAAAGGAAUAAAGGAGAGUGCCCCUCUUAUUAGUAAUAUACAAUUGUGUUGAAUGCCACAUGUACAGCAUUUUGGUUCAAACAGUAGUGUAUAAACACAGAUGUUUGUCAAAAUACAGUGACUUGGACAGAUAUGUACAAUAUAUGUAAAUCAGUCAGGGGAAAAAUUCAAGGCAGAUUUUUCUUUAAUCCUCCUGCCAAUGCCCCCCCCCUUUAGUUCCAAUGAAAUAAAGUGUUUUGCCUUGAUUUACAGGCUCAAAAUGUGUGUUUAAAAAGCACACUCUUUGUGAAUAGAACAACUCACAAAAAAAUCUACAGAAGUAAAAUUUGUUGCCCAGAAAUUUGGGCAUCAUUUUCCUAUUGUAACACCAAAUAAAGGCUAUGCUGCUUGUUGUUUUGUG